CGGCCGCAGCUGAUUCUCCUUCACUAUCUCAUCCCACACGCUACCUUUAUCCUUCAUCAUCUCCACAAAGCUGAAAUCCUGAUCAAAACCAUACUCCUCAAUCUCAUACUACUCCGCCAACACCUUCCAUAUAUGCUUCCACUUGAACACGACCCUGUUGUUGAUGUUAAACCCUUCGUUCCAUGCUUAUGGGUCUACCACUGCCCAGAUUUUCUGCUCCGCUAGCAGAUCCGCAUCCGAAGCCUCCGAAAACGAUUCCCAAUCCUCUCUCCUCCCUGAAAAUCUCAACUGCAACCCCUCGACGCCGUUGACCGAGCAACUCUCAGCCUUAGAGGACCGGCUGGUUUAGGUGACGUCAGUCAAAGAAGAAAUCUUGGUCUUGAGGUCUUUGGCGUCGGAGAUGUCGCACCGGAUGCACUCGAUUGGGUGGUCGACGUCCCAGUUUGGACCGCGACGGCACGCGACGCCGUAGACCUUCCAUGGACCGCCAGGAAAAACAGACAUUCAGCAACCUGACAUUUGGAGCUGUACAAUCAUAGCAGUGGGACAUCUGUUCAUCAUGCACUGUCUCUCUCUCUCUCCCUUUCUUACCCACCCACAGACAUACACUGACACACUACCCUCUUUCAAACUCUAUAUCAACCUCUCUCCUAGCUGAGACCACAUCCCUUGGCUGCUUCUCACAUUUGGAGUCCCUCUCUCACCAAGAUUGGAGCGAGCUUGAGGUUAAAGCAAACAUGGCUAAACAGGGUUCCUCAGGCUCAACAUCUCUUGGAGGUGACCCUUCUGAAGCAAAAAUCACACCAAUUGUGAUCAUUUCUUGUAUCUUGGCCGCUACUGGAGGCCUCAUGUUUGGUUACGAGAUCGGUAUUUCGGGAGGUGUAACAUCCAUGCCGGGUUUCUUGGAAAAUUUCUACCCGGAUGUGUAUGCUAGUACCCAGAAGCUGAAGACCCACAACAGCAAUUAUUGCAAAUACAACAAUCAAAGGCUGCAAUUGUUCACAUCUUUGCUCUACCUUGCGGCUCUGGUAUCAACAUUCUUUGCGUCACACAGUACCAAAAAGCUAGGCAGAAAGAUGACCAUGUUGAUUGCUGGGAUUUUCUUCAUAGUUGGCACAGUUCUUAACUCUGCAUUCACAAACUUUGCUACGGUCAUCAUUGGGAGGGUCUUUCUUGGUUGUGGAGUUGGUUUUGCUAAUCAGGUUGUUCCACUUUUCCUUUCGGAGAUUGCUCCGACAAGGAUACGUGGAGGUCUGAACAUACUUUUCCAGCUUAAUGUAACCCUUGGAAUUCUGUUUGCAAACCUUGUCAACUAUGGAGCUGCCAAAAUUAAAGGAGGAUGGGGAUGGAGGCUAUCGUUGGGUCUAGCAGGGGUUCCAGCUCUUAUGCUAACCUUGGGGUCCCUCAUUGUGGUAGACACUCCUAACAGUCUGAUACAACGUGGUAAGUUGGAGGAAGGAAAAUCAGUGCUUAGAAAGAUUAGGGGGACUGAAAAUAUUGAAGCAGAGUACUUGGAGAUAUUAGAGGCAAGUAAUGAAGCCAGAGAAAUCAAGCACCCUUUCAGGAAUCUUCUUAAGCGUAAAAAUCGGCCUCCUCUCAUCAUUGCAAUAGCAAUGCAGAUCUUCCAGCAAUUCACUGGCAUUAAUGCAAUAAUGUUCUAUGCUCCGGUAUUAUUCGCAACCAUGGGUUUCGGCAACAAUGCUUCCCUUUACGCAGCUGUCAUAACAGGAGCAGUCAAUGUGCUCUCGACCAUUGCAUCAAUUUUCGUGGUAGAUAAACUUGGCCGCCGCAUGCUCUUAUUAGAAGCCGGCGUCCAAAUGUUGCUUUCUCAAUUGGUUGUUGCAAUAGUGCUAGCACUCAAGGUCAAGGACCACUCUAACAAUCUAUCUUUCGGUUUGGCGAUAUUGGUGGUGGUGAUGGUGUGUUCUUUUGUCUCCGGUUUUGCUUGGUCUUGGGGACCUCUCGGGUGGUUAAUCCCAAGCGAGACAUUUCCACUGGAGACCCGCUCGGCCGGGCAAAGUGUGACGGUUUGUAUCAACAUGAUCUGUUGUUUUCUUAUAGGGCAAACCUUCCUCUUAAUGCUUUGCAGCUUGAAGUACGCCAUCUUCUUGUUCUUCUCGGCUUGGGUUUUGGUCAUGACGCUCUUUGUGCUGUUUCUAAUCCCCGAGACCAAGAAUGUACCUAUUGAGGAGAUGACAGAGAGAGUGUGGAAGCAGCACUGGUUUUGGAAGAGAUUCAUUGAUGACUAUGAGGGUGAUGAUUCGAAUAUAAAAUAUGCAAACUAACUGAAGUAGUCCCAUCCGCUUUGUUAAGUCUCUUACGUACUCUUGUGUGUCCUUCUGAAGUUGGUUCAUGUAUUUUCAGUAUUCUAAUGGAGCUCAAGAUAAACAUUUCAUUUUAACCAUGCCAGUUGGGUUUUGACUGAUGUUAUUUGGAGUUUUCACCAAACGAAACAGGAAAAUAAAAAUAUUAAGCGGCAUGAAGAAAGUCUUCUCAGACCAAAAAAAGAAGUGUCAUAUUUUGA
Molecule: messenger RNA, 2524 nt
Organism: Rosa chinensis
Lineage: Eukaryota; Viridiplantae; Streptophyta; Magnoliopsida; Rosales; Rosaceae
Product: sugar transport protein 13
Exons: 6
Coding region: 738-2285 (515 amino acids)
Biological process (GO): monosaccharide transmembrane transport
Cellular component (GO): membrane
Molecular function (GO): monosaccharide transmembrane transporter activity
Source: RefSeq, a predicted model, not a curated record